This is a messenger RNA of Eremothecium sinecaudum, 2853 nucleotides long. It is a transcript of the gene PMR1, whose product is annotated as Ca(2+)/Mn(2+)-transporting P-type ATPase PMR1. The transcript has a single exon. Gene Ontology annotation, molecular function: ATP binding; P-type calcium transporter activity; ATP hydrolysis activity. NCBI's taxonomy places the organism in Eukaryota, Fungi, Ascomycota, Saccharomycetes, Saccharomycetales, Saccharomycetaceae. Gene Ontology annotation, cellular component: plasma membrane; endoplasmic reticulum; Golgi membrane. Gene Ontology annotation, biological process: manganese ion transport; intracellular calcium ion homeostasis; calcium ion transmembrane transport. The record is from RefSeq and is a predicted model, not a curated record. Bases 1 to 2853 code for a protein of 950 amino acids.
AUGAGUGAUAACCCUUUUGAUUCUUAUUUGAGGAAGGAUACCGAACAAGGUGGCUCUGACCCUGCAUUGCUAGCAUCUAAGGCAUUACUGAAGCCCAAUGCAUCCUUAGAAUAUUGCUCGCUGACAGUUGAAGAAACUAUAAGACAGUUAAAUACAGAUGCAAAGAAUGGUAUUAUGGACCAACAGCAAGUCCGCUUAGGAUUGAUGGAAUGGGGUCCGAAUGAGGUUAGUGCAGAUGGUGGAGAACCGCUUUGGAAGCGAUUUCUGUCGACGUUUAUCGAAGACCCAUUGAUUCUGCUAUUAAUCGGCUCAGCGAUAAUUAGUUUUUUAAUGGGAAACAUCGACGAUGCUGUAAGUAUUACUCUGGCCAUUGUCAUCGUGGUUUCUGUGGGUUUUGUUCAGGAGUAUAGAUCAGAAAAGUCCCUUGAAGCCCUACAGAAGUUAGUUCCUGCAAGCUGUCAUCUAAUUAGAAAUGGUGUCGAGAAGACCGUUCUAGCUGCGGAGUUGAUUCCUGGCGAUGUUGUUUCUGUCAAGGUUGGUGAUCGGGUUCCUGCUGAUCUUCGUAUUAUUGAAAGUGUUGACCUAUGUGUUGACGAGAGUACUUUAACCGGAGAGACGGAGCCCAUGCACAAGUCGAAUGCUGCGGUUGAUGUAUCAUCUUAUAAUGAUAUUCCUGGUGGCAUUAUACCAAUUAGUGAUAGAGCAAGCAUUGCGUUUAUGGGAACAUUGGUUAGGGAGGGACAUGGUAAGGGGGUUGUGGUUUCAACUGGUAAACACACUAUGUUUGGGACAGUUUUCGAAAUGAUGAACAGUAUUGAAAAGCCUAAAACGCCGUUGCAAUUGGCAAUGGACAAGUUGGGAAAGGACCUAUCUUAUAUGAGUUUUUUCUUAAUUGGUAUUAUCUUUAUAAUUGGUGUCAUUCAGGGAAGAUCAUGGUUGGAAAUGUUCCAGAUAUCUGUUUCUUUAGCAGUAGCUGCUAUUCCUGAGGGCUUGCCUAUUAUUGUGACGGUUACUUUAGCUUUAGGCGUAUUGCGUAUGGCUAGUAGAAAGGCUAUUGUUAGCCGUUUGCCUAGUGUUGAAACCUUGGGAUCAGUGAAUGUUAUUUGUUCAGACAAGACUGGUACGCUAACAGCAAAUCAUAUGACGGCUUCUAAAAUAUGGUGUUUGGGAAGUAUGGCUAAUAAGAAUAAUGUUUUAGUGGUGGAAUCGAAAUCCUUGAAUGGAUUAAAUAAGGGCCAAAAGUUGUCUACGCACCUAACUGAGGAUGUUAGGACGACUUUGAAAAUUGGAAGUGUUUGUAACAACGCUUCGUAUUCUCACGAGCAUGCGAAGUAUUUAGGAAACCCAACAGAUAUAGCGUUGGUUGAAGUGCUUGCAAAAUUCGGUAUGGACGACGAAAGACAAAAUGUUAGAAAGAUUGAGGAACUCUCAUUUAAUUCGAAAAGAAAAUUCAUGGCGGUUAAAGUUGAUAAUGGUAGCUCCCCACAUAAGCAUGUUGUGUAUAUAAAGGGUGCUUUUGAGAAAAUUGUGGAAAAAUCAUCCUUUUAUAUGAGUAACACCGGAAAAGUUGAGAAGUUGACAGAUUCACAUAGAGCUAUUAUUGAUGACUGUGCAAGGUCAUUGGCCUCUGAAGGCUUAAGGAUUCUUGCAUUUGCACAGGUUGAUAUCCCUGCAAACAAAGCGCUAACAGAGGGUGGCUUCCAGAAUUUGGUUUUCACUGGAUUAGUCGGUAUGAAAGAUCCCCCAAGAGCUACUGUUCGUCCUGCUAUAGAGGAAUUGCUACAGGGCGGUGUUCAUGUAAUUAUGAUUACCGGUGACUCUGAAAACACAGCUGUAAAUAUUGCAAGACAAAUAGGAAUUCCUGUCAUUAAUCCUGAGAUAAGUGUGUUAACUGGUGAUAAAUUAGAUCGUAUGACUGAUGACCAGCUUGCUGGUGUUAUUGACCAUGUGAAUAUCUUCGCCAGAGCAACUCCUGAGCAUAAAUUGAAUAUUGUUCGAGCUUUACAGAAGAGAGGUGAUAUUGUAGCUAUGACCGGUGAUGGUGUGAAUGAUGCGCCUGCCCUGAAAUUGGCUGAUAUAGGUGUGGCAAUGGGUCAUAUGGGAACCGAUGUUGCCAAAGAAGCAUCAGAUAUGGUUUUGACUGAUGACGAUUUUAGUACUAUCUUGACUGCAAUUGAAGAAGGUAAAGGAAUCUUCAAUAAUAUCCAGAACUUUUUGACCUUCCAAUUAUCCACCUCAGUCGCUACCCUCUCGUUAGUUGCCCUUGCCAUAGCAUUUAAGUUACCAAACCCACUCAACGCAAUGCAAAUUUUGUGGGUGAAUAUUCUAAUGGAUGGUCCUCCAGCUCAAUCGUUGGGAGUCGAGCCAGUUGACCAGGAAGUUAGAAGGAAACCUCCAAGAAAAAGAACUGAUAAGAUCUUGACUACUCAAGUUAUGAAACGUUUAUUGAUUAACGCUGCGUUUAUUAUUGUUGGAACCAUAUAUGUAUUUGUCAAAGAAAUGACAGAAGAUAACCAAAUUACCGCAAGAGAUACUACUAUGACAUUCACUUGCUUUGUGUUUUUCGACAUGUUUAGUGCCUUGUCUUGCAGACAUGCAACGAAAUCAAUUUUUGAGAUUGGUUUGUUUAAUAACAAGAUGUUCAACUAUGCGGUUGGUUUUUCAUUGAUCGGUCAACUAUGUGCAAUCUAUGUUCCAUUCUUUCAAUCUAUAUUUAAGACUGAAAGCUUGAGCAUUGGUGAUCUACUUUAUUUAUUAGUGAUCAGUAGUAGUGUUUUCAUUGCGGAUGAAGUGAGAAAAUAUUACGCUAAGAAGAAUGCAGUGCAGGAUUCAUACUACUUUUCCAUGGUAUAA